Molecule: messenger RNA, 2287 nt
Organism: Micropterus dolomieu (smallmouth bass)
Lineage: Eukaryota; Metazoa; Chordata; Actinopteri; Centrarchiformes; Centrarchidae
Product: 5-hydroxytryptamine receptor 3A-like
Exons: 9
Coding region: 31-1338 (435 amino acids)
Biological process (GO): signal transduction; nervous system process; monoatomic ion transmembrane transport
Cellular component (GO): neuron projection; postsynaptic membrane; synapse
Molecular function (GO): extracellular ligand-gated monoatomic ion channel activity; transmembrane signaling receptor activity; neurotransmitter receptor activity
Source: RefSeq, a predicted model, not a curated record
CAAGGCCACAGUGGUCCAACCUAUGAAUCCAUGCAGGCGGUGUUUGACCUACAAUCCUUCAGGCCAGCAGUGAACCUCAGCAAUCCCACCAUAACCAACAUCUCCUUCACUCUGUAUGCUGUCCUGGGGGUGAAUGAAAAAACACAGAUACUCACUACUUUCUUAUGGCUGAGACUGUACUGGCACCAUGAGUUCCUAGUUUGGGACCCUGAUGAGUGUGACGGCGUCACCAGGAUUUCUCUCCCUGUGAGUCGGCUCUGGUCUCCGGACAUCAUUGUGUAUGAGUUUGUGGAUGAUGAUGUUUCCCAAGCGUGUCCUUACGUCUACUUGAACCACACAGGUCGCAUCCGCUGGGACAGGAUGCUUAGGCUUGUCUCAGCCUGCAACCUGGAGAUCUUCAGCUUUCCUUUUGACGUGCAGAAUUGCACAUUUACAUUUGGCUCCUACAUGCACACCAUAAAGGACGUAAGGGUGAGUCCGGCCCUGACCUUUAAGGAGAUGUCUGAAAACUCAAAGCGUUACCUGGAAGCCAGUGGAGAGUGGGAGCUGGUGGACAUACUGGGGGAGACCUCCAUCCUCCAGUUUGGGAUUGACGAGUGGGACAUCAUCACCUUCUGGGUGGUCAUAAAGCGCCGGCCAAUUCUCUAUGUGGUCAACCUGCUGAUCCCCAGCUCCUUCCUCAUGGUCAUCGACAUCCUGUCCUUCUACCUGCCCCCCCAUAGCGUUGACCGCGCUUCCUUUAAGAUGACCCUCAUCCUGGGCUACACCGUCUUCCUGCUCAUCAUGAACGACCUGCUGCCCAGCACAGCAAACGGCACGCCCAUCAUAGGUAUCUAUUUCUCUGUGUGUCUGGCCCUCAUGGUCAUCAGUCUACUGGAGACAGUCGUCAUUACCAAUGUCCUCCACCACAGCUCCAUGAAAUAUCAAGAGGUCCCCCACUGGGUAAGGGUGGUUGUGCUCAAAUACAUCGCCAACCUCAUCUGCUACCGAUGGUCGGAGGAUGUCCACCCCCCGUCUGUAACACAAAAGGAUAAACCUGACAGCUCAAAUGGCGUUUCAGGGCCGUGGAUCAUCCAACCAGCAAGCCAGACACCUGCCCAGCACCCAACCAGCACUGGAGGUACUGCUGCUCUGCCUGAGCUGCAACAGAUCUGUCAAUACCUAGGGGACCUUCGUGACCACCUCACUUCGCUGCAGAAGGAGAGCGAGCUGCAGGACAAGUGGUGCCACGUAGGAUAUGUCCUCGACUACCUGCUCUUUCGCAUCUAUCUGCUGCUCAUCUCCUGUUAUGCCCUGGUCAUCAUCUUCAUGUGGUGCGUCUGGAUCAACCAGUCCUAAUGGGACAUCGCUCAGCUGUGAACCAGCGCUGGGAUCAAUUCUUAGGAUGUCUAAAUUACAAAUUACUAAAAAGCAAUAAGUAAAAGCAGAAGGAAAAACAAAGCCUCUGCCACCAUCUAUCAGAUUCAUAUUUGUUUUCUGUUAGAUUUUCCAUGUACAUGCAGUACUGUUAGUUUUGUUUUCAAGAGGAUGGACUAAUAAGUAAAUGCAACAUAUUGGUUUAGGGACAAUAACUGUAUAAUUGUAAUUAUCAUCACCAUCAUCGUCAACAAAACAUAUUUACUAUUCCCGUGUGUUAUUUUCUGCUGUUGAUAACUAAUCCCCAAUCCCCCACAAUUAGCCCCUGAUCUAUUCUCUGUCAGUAAAUGUAAUUAGUUUGCAACAUCUAAAAUAUCAACAUGACCCCAAAUUCCUCCAUGUCAAACAAUGGAACAAGACAAUUGGCUACAAUGUCCACUUUCAAUGCUGUCAAUGCCAAAACUCUGGAGGUUGCAGUUAAGCGCCUUAAAUAAUCUACCUGCUGUUUUUGAAAUGCUGCCCCAUUAUGUUUUUUUCAGUUGCUUAGCAAUGGAUGAUCUGGAAUUGUAAGGGGUAAUCAGGAGUGAAUUUCUAGCUCAUCCAUUGCUUACCUUUCUUUUUUUCAAAAUCACUGAAAACUGCAGUUAUUUUGUCCUUUCUAAAUAGGUGCAUCCUGGACUGUAUUGAAUAAUAAUUUUAUUGGGAAAAUGAUUGAAAAGGCUGUUUUAAUUCAACUCGACAAUUUUUUGAAUGUAAAUGGCCUGCAUCCAGUACUGAGUACUUGAGUUGAGCUAGGCUUGCACCAAAUUAGUCUGAAGUAGUUGUGACUUGCUCCUGAUUUGAUGUGGCGUCACACACAGGCAGCAAUAACGUCAUGAGAUCAAGCCGACUGCCUCCAGUCAGGAUGGCUGGAGCCAAUCCCAGUUGACAU